AUAUUUUGACAUUUACUUCAGCGACAACAAAACAAAAAUUCAGUCGAUUUCAUUCUUCAAAUUUAUUUUUAUCCAUUUCAUUGCUACAAUUCAUAAUAAUGGACAUAAACAAAGUCACUAUUUGUUGUCUCCUCAUACUCUCCAUAUAUACCUGCAGUGUUCUGUCGAUAAGAUGCUAUCAGUGCUCCUCACAACAAGAUCGGAAAGGACAUGACAGCUGCGGUGCCUACAAAAGAUUCAAUAAGACCCAGCACAUAGCCAUAGAAUGCAACAGUGAUGAGUCUCACAUGCCAGGAUCAUUUUGCAUGAAGGUGGUGCAACAGGGCCCAAGGGGAUUCAUUUGGGAUGGCCGUUGGCGACAAGUUAUCAGACGUUGUGCUUCUGUUGCUGAAACUGGUGUAACUGGAGUGUGUAAUUGGGGUGUGUACGAGAACGGUGUCUACUGGGAAGAGUGUUAUUGCGCUCAUGACGCUUGCAAUGGAAGUAAUCGAAUGCAAAUGUCGUUGGGAUUUGCGACUUGUCUGAUUUUAGUGACAAGUUUCUUGUUCUGUAGAAAUUAGUUGACUUUUUUUCGUCGAAAACGCGUAAUCAAAAAUGUACAUCGACAUUUCCGUCCAUAAAAACUAAAGUUUUGUCAAAGAAGAUGCCUCACAAAAGAGUGGGGCUAUCUAGAAUUUUAGGUGUACAUCAACGUUAUCCGUCCAUUAGAAUAAGUUUUAAAUUUUGUACGAAUCUCGAAUUUUGUAAACGAAGGCUUUUUGAUCGAAAAGACAGUUUUCUCUAUAAAAAUAAAAUCAAACAAAAA
Messenger RNA from Bradysia coprophila, 805 nucleotides. RefSeq lists its product as uncharacterized. The record is from RefSeq and is a predicted model, not a curated record. Lineage: Eukaryota; Metazoa; Arthropoda; Insecta; Diptera; Sciaridae. Gene Ontology annotation, biological process: regulation of synaptic transmission, cholinergic; sleep; positive regulation of voltage-gated potassium channel activity.